AUCUCCUUUUGUCUUUUUACAACGCACAGUGGGCCACAACUCGCUUCUCCGUCUCCCCUUGCCCUCCCUGUUGUUAUGACGACCAAGUCGUAAAUCCGCCAUGUUUUCCUGGUCGCGGCGUUGCGACAGAGACGGAGAGUCUGGGAGAAAUGAAUGUAGAAAAUAAUACGGCAGAAAGAGAAGGCGAGCCGGCGGUACACGGUAACAUCAUCACAAUCCAUACUACGCUUGGAGACGAAGAUGAAGAUGUGCAUAGAUGUGGCCGCUGCCAGUGCGAGUUCACCUGCCUGGAGGCUUUCAUACAACACAAACUGCACAACAGCUGUCAGCGCAGCCAUGAAGUCAUGCCCUCCAGCUUGGGAAGCAAGCACAGCCAGGAGGACAGCCAGCAGGUUGUGUUGUCAGAAGAAAUUACUGUUGCAGCUAUAGUAGUGGAUGGUACUAAUGUGCUGUCAGACAAAUCUGAAAGAUCAACAACCAUAGAAGAUGGGCAUGCUAAAACUGCUGUUUCCACUAGCUUGCAGCAGCACCAAGGUGAGGAGUCAAAGAGGGGUGGCGAGGACGAGGAGGGGGAGACCAGUCAGGACAGCACAGAGGAGGGCAGCAAGGCGGAGGCUAUAAAUACCAAGCUGACAGUUAACAGAGACGGGCGUUAUGUGUGCCAGCUCUGUGAGAAGACCUUCAAAACGGCAAAUAUCCUGAGAGCACACCUAAGUACCCACAGUAAUAAGAAAAACUUCAUGUGUAAGCUUUGUGGGAAUGCUUUCAGAACAAAGGGCUCUUUGAUACGCCACAAUCGAAGGCACACAGAUGAGCGGCCCUAUAGAUGUAACCUGUGUGGGUUAUGCUUCAGAGAGUCUGGAGCAUUGACCCGACAUUUAAAGUCUAUCACACCUUGUACUGAGAAGAUACGCUUCCAUCAGUGCAAAGAGAUACUUGUUCAAAAAGAUGGUCAACAGAAAGUGUUUAUUGAUACAGAAUUGAAUAUUGUUCCAACUCCUUCCAUUAAUCCUAUAGAAGUAGACCAAUCUAUGAUAACUGUUGUGACUGACUCUGAGGAGAAUGUUCUUCGAGAAGUCCAGGUGCAAAUGGAAGUGGACAGCACUGAACAAAACCAACAGGAUGAACAGAAGAUAGAUGGUGACAAUCUGAUUAGCCAGGCAAUAAUCAAUUCAGGGAUAGCCAUUGAAAACGUGAAGGAGGACACUAUAGUGAAACAUACCGAGGAACCAAUGUCUGGAACAGAGGAAACCGAGGCGAGGAUGGGCGAGAUACAAGUCACGGAAGAGUGUGUUGAAACUGACUCUUUGGACACAGAACCUUCAAGCCGGCAAAGUGACCAUAAAACCUACAAGUGUCCACACUGUAAUCGGGUCUUCAGUGGACCAAGUUACCUUCGUUUGCACAUUAAAGGUCACUUGGGGCAUAGGCCAUUUAAAUGCUUGGACUGUGAGAAAGAGUUCAUCACAUUGUACCUCCUAAAGAAGCACAUGGAGUCUCAUGUCGGAGAGCGGCGCUUUAAGUGUGGGGAGUGCGGGAAGUUGUACAAGACCAUCGGACACGUUAGGGAGCACAUGAGGGCACACUCUGACGAGCGGCCUUACUCCUGCUCUGAAUGUGGCAAGGGCUACAAGACUAAGAAUGCAUUGCAGGUGCACGUGCGGACUCACUUUAAUGAGAAGCCCUACAUGUGCCAGUUCUGCUCGCAGGGUUUCAGGGAAAAGGGCUCUCUGGUGCGGCACAUCCGCCACCACACCGGAGAAAAACCAUUCAAGUGUAACAAGUGUGGACGGGGCUUUGCAGAGCACGGCACACUGAACCGACACCUCCGAGCCAAAGGGGGAUGCUUUGUGGGAAUGAAGGAUUGUAAGCAGGUAAAGGUUUCAGAGGAAGACCAUUCUGCAGGCAAUGUUGCCGCAGCCAUCAUCUCUGAAGACCCUCCUACUGUUCUGGUAGAGUUCUCCUCAGUGGUGGCCGACACACAGGAAUACAUCAUUGAAGCUCCAGGUGAAACGGCUGAAUCGGGUGAAGAAGUUGGACUCGUACAGGAUGGCAGCCAUCAGGUUGGAAGGCACAUAAUGAAUGUGGUACAGCAAAUAGUGAAUCAGGCUAACUCCGGCCAUCAGAUUAUUGUUCAGAAUGUCACAAUGGAUGAAAAUGCUGGGAUAUCUGCAGACUGCAUGGACACCAUCACCAUAGCAACGCCAGAGAGUCUCACUGAACAGGUUGCCAUGACAUUGGCCACUGCCAUCAGUGAUGGUACCAUACUGACAACAGAGGGCAGCCUGGAUGCUGGGGAUGGGGCUGUUGCCAUGGUGGCUUCACAGGACAUUGAAAUAAUGGAGCAAACUGAGGAAUAUGUCAUUGCUUCACCAGAAGUGGAAAUUCAGACAGUCAUUAUUUAAGACCAACCUUCUCUUAUUGGUUACUUGCGAUUUCAGUGUUAUAUGAACCAUUAUUAUGUGCAUAAUGUGUAAUAGAAAAAAUAAAUCAGUAAACUGGUUAUACAGGGAUGCUUUAAGCCAUAUAAUUGCAACAUAUCCCUGUGUUUACGUGCAAGUCUUACUUUUGUUACUCCAUGAUGUUAAAUGAUUGAUCUUUAGUUUUUUCUGCACUUGUACUGCGUUACACAAUUACAGCUGUAAUAGUCAUGUCCACAAGGGGCAUACAUUCUCAAUGUGUGCUUCUGAAGUCACAUUCUACUGAUGAGCUGUGCUACAGCAACUGAGACAACACUGUCACGUGGCAGCAACUCAUCCAGAGAAUAGAUGGCAAGGCAAUGGGCAAGCCUUAAAAAAAAGAAUACGAAUAAUAUGUGGUAGACAAUAGGAAAUGUAAAAGGUAUUGUUAACAGCAGAUGGAAUAUCUUUGACCUGGUCAAAUAUUCCAUUUCUGCAGAUUAAGGGCAGACCAACUGAUAGCCUUUCUGUUGCUGUUUUGCAGUCAGAUGCCCAUUACACUGCUGCAAUCAUUCUUGGUUUACUCAUUUGAUAGGCUCUGAUGUAUAGACAGGAAACGCUUGUUCUGACACUUUGCACAAGCACCAAGGACAAACAGCUGGAAACUAAUGAAACCUGGAACAAAAAUCUGGAAAACGCAACCAAAGAAAUUAAAAAUGAAAUAAUAAUAAUAAAAAUCUAAAUCAGAUUUGCCGUCAGUGGAGUUGACAACUGCCAAAGCAGAAAAGGAUUGGCGAAUGUUACAGGAAAAGAUGAAGUGCCUUUAAAGAAAACCUAAAGACACCAAGCAACAUUUAUUAACAGCUUACAUGGUCCCAGGAGCUCUUAUUCUAGUCAAAUCACAUCACUAAAUAUGUGAUUGGUCAAAGCAAAAACUUGCUAUGCUAAAAAUAUAGUGGUUUGCGGUGCAUGAUGAGUAUAUUACAUUUGUUUCAGGGAUUUUGCUCUUGUACUAUUAUAUGCUUAUUGCAACCAUGUAGCUAAAUUUAGCUUAAAUGUCACAUUUUGUAAUACUGUAAAUAUGAAUAUGUAUUGUAACAUGUACAAGUUUGGUUUUUAUCAACCAAAAAAUUAAUUGCAGUGGUAUCUAUAGCCUAUCAACCACCUACCUGCACCUUGUCAGUGCUUUUAAUUAAAUGAUACUUUACUGUU
Molecule: messenger RNA, 3611 nt
Organism: Acipenser ruthenus (sterlet)
Lineage: Eukaryota; Metazoa; Chordata; Actinopteri; Acipenseriformes; Acipenseridae
Product: transcription factor E4F1-like
Exons: 14
Coding region: 150-2405 (751 amino acids)
Biological process (GO): regulation of transcription by RNA polymerase II
Molecular function (GO): RNA polymerase II cis-regulatory region sequence-specific DNA binding; DNA-binding transcription factor activity, RNA polymerase II-specific
Source: RefSeq, a predicted model, not a curated record